AUGGUUCAUCUAGGUCCCAAAAAACCACCUGCCAGAAAGGGCUCUAUGGCCGAUGUCCCCUCCAAACUGCUGAAUGAGGUUAAGGAAUUCGAGGAAAUGUUUUCCGUUUCUGCUGAGAAAUUGCAGGAGGUCACAAAGCACUUCAUCACGGAAUUGAACCAGGGUCUGUCCCCCGAAGGUGGGAACAUCCCCAUGAUCCCAGGGUGGGUCGUCGAAUGCCCCACUGGUAAAGAAAAGGGCGAUUUCCUGGCAAUUGACCUUGGUGGCACAAACCUGCGUGUUGUCCUCGUCAAAUUGGGCGGCGACCGUACUUUCGACACUACGCAGUCCAAGUACAAGAUCCCAGACGCCAUGAGAACCACCAAGAACCCAGACGAGUUGUUCGUCUUCAUUGCCGAGUCCCUGAAGAGUUUCGUCGAGGAACAGUUCCCUCACGGCGUCUCAGAACCUAUCCCAUUGGGGUUCACUUUCUCCUUCCCAGCGUCUCAGGACAGAAUCAACCAAGGUAUCUUGCAGACCUGGACCAAAGGGUUUGACAUCCCCAACAUCGAGGGUCACGACGUCGUCCCCAUGCUAGUCAAGGAGAUCACCAAAAGGAACCUCCCCAUCCAGGUCGUCGCCCUGAUCAACGAUACCACGGGGACUCUCGUCGCUUCUUCGUACACGGACGGGGACACCAAGAUGGGUGUCAUCUUCGGGACCGGUGUCAACGGGGCCUACUACGAGGAGGUCGCCAACAUUCCCAAGUUAAAGGGGAAACUCGCUGACGACAUUCCAGCCACGGCACCAAUGGCCAUCAACUGUGAGUACGGGUCCUUCGACAACGAGCACAAGAUCUUGCCAAGAACCAAGUACGACAUUGCGAUCGACGAGGCCUCCCCAAGACCAGGGCAGCAGACUUUUGAAAAGAUGUCCUCCGGUUACUACCUGGGUGAAAUCCUGCGUUUGGCGAUUCUAGACGUGUACGAAAAGGGCUGUAUCCUGUGCGACCAGGACAUGACUAAACUGAACACCCCUUACAUCAUGGACACCUCCUUCCCAUCCAGAAUCGAGAACGACCCCUUCGAAAACUUGGAGGACACGGACGAGAUCCUGCAAAACGAAUUGGGCAUCAACACCACGGUCCCAGAACGUAAGUUGAUCAGAAGACUGUGUGAACUGAUCGGGUUGAGAGCUGCAAGAUUGAGUGUCACUGGUAUUGCUGCCGUCUUUGAGAAGAGAGGUUACAAAUCCGGUUCCGUUGCCUGCGAUGGGUCCGUCUUCAACAGGUACCCAGGUUUCCAAGAGCACGCCGCCCAAGCGUUGAGAGACAUCUUCGGUUGGGAACACGGGCCAGCGUCUUCGUACCCAAUCGUCUUGACCGCUGCAGAGGACGGUUCAGGUGCCGGUGCUGCCGUGAUCGCAGCCUUGUCCAAAAAGAGACUAGAAGCUGGAAAAUCUGUCGGGAUUAUCACACCAUGA
Molecule: messenger RNA, 1461 nt
Organism: Huiozyma naganishii CBS 8797
Lineage: Eukaryota; Fungi; Ascomycota; Saccharomycetes; Saccharomycetales; Saccharomycetaceae
Exons: 1
Coding region: 1-1461 (486 amino acids)
Biological process (GO): glycolytic process; intracellular glucose homeostasis; glucose 6-phosphate metabolic process
Cellular component (GO): mitochondrion; cytosol
Molecular function (GO): fructokinase activity; mannokinase activity; glucokinase activity
Source: RefSeq, a predicted model, not a curated record